AAAAAGCGGAUUUAAGCAAAUGAAAAUGCAUUUAAGUCCUGAAUGCGUGUAAUUAGUGAUUUUACGACUAGUCAUGAGUCGACUGCUUUAUUUGUUACUAUUAUUUUCAAAUUCUAACUCUCUGAACAACACAACGAUACAACAUUUGAUAUAUAAAGGAUAUAACGUAGGGAUCCAUCAGUAUUCUUACGCAGUGUAUUUAUAUUUGGAGUCGACCAGGCCAUCGUCUUGCGGAGGCUCUUUGAUCAUGGUUCAAGCAGUCCUGACUGCUGCACAUUGCGUCGAUACAGUUAGAUAUAGGAGAGGCAAUAUCUUCGCGUAUUUUGGUGCUACUGUUCCUAAAGAUGCUCAUAUAGUGAGGAAAGUAGUGAACUAUAAAAUAAAUCCAAAAUAUGACGAAGCUAAAGGAAGAAGUAAUCUUGCUGUGGUGUUUUUGGAGAAACGAGUGCCCUUGAGACACGAAACGAAAAAGAUUCCGUUGGUAAAUAAAAAUCCGCUUGUGGGCACUGACGUGUUUUCGGUUGGGUGGGGAAAGCAAAGAUUAGAUAGCAAGCUGCCAGACUUCAGCAAAUUUCGGACCCUAAAGGCAACAAAACAAAAAAUCAUGUCGAGAACUGAAUGCGAAAAAUAUGCCGGAUUCAAAAUAUCUGCAGCCACACUCUGUACUCUGCCUAUUAUAGGCCAUCAUUACAGAGACGACGCAGGCAAUGGUUUAAUACAGAGAGAACCGUCUCAUCUCCUGAUUGGGGUGUUAUCCUUCAUUUCUCGCGACGUCAGCGUCUAUAGCAGCGUACUGGCUCAUAGAGACUGGAUAAUCAAAACAUGCAGAGAUUUAUAUGUUCAAUCGUGUAUUGGUGCGAAAGGAUGA
This is a messenger RNA of Manduca sexta (tobacco hornworm), 868 nucleotides long. Its product is annotated as trypsin beta. Gene Ontology annotation, molecular function: serine-type endopeptidase activity. The transcript has 3 exons. Gene Ontology annotation, biological process: proteolysis. The record is from RefSeq and is a predicted model, not a curated record. Bases 74 to 868 code for a protein of 264 amino acids. Lineage: Eukaryota; Metazoa; Arthropoda; Insecta; Lepidoptera; Sphingidae.